CAAAAGUUGCACUAAACGAAGUCCCUUCAGCAUGUCCUUAUGACUGUGUGAACAUGAUUGCGACAAUUCGAAGUUAUCCCAAACAUACAAGUAUUAUUUGGAAGAAAGGCAAUAAACCUAUUGACAUCACUCUCACCAAAUAUGCCGGAAGCUUAAAUGUUGGCGACCGUCCUGUACUGUGUAUUAACAAUGUCAAAGAAGAUGACGGGGAUGUUUAUACAAUUGAAGUACAGAACGCACUGGGGAAGGGAACUUGCAAUGAGGAGUUGUUCGUAAUCGGAGUUCGUCAAAUGAUUUUUAUAUCGGGUCCUGUGGUAGUGUCUCCAUCAGAAACAAUAAAUUUCCAGGCCUUCUUGCCUGAUAGAAAGUUUUCGAUUGCAAAAUGGUGGAAGAUAACGAAACAAUCAACAACAGAAAUACAGCCAGACACUAAAAAGUAUUUGUUAUAUCAAAGAAAUAAAAUCCACGCAAUUGAAAUUAUAAAUGCAGAAAAAGGAGAUAGCGCAGCAUAUCAAUUUUCUUUGGACACCAUGAAAAGCAAUAAAAUUCACACUUUCGUCGAUGAUUCUGGGAAAUAUACAACAAGCAAACAAGGAAACUGUCUUCGUUUGUUUGCUCUGCAAGCUGUCAGCGCUGAUGCCAUGAGAAAAGUUUUUGACAACCCGAAUGAUUUUGAAGACAAAAAAACAAGAUUGAAGCAAUACUGUGAAUCAAAUCUCACAAACCCAAGAAACAACGAAUUAUUUUCACGUCUUGUGAGAAAAAAGGGGACCUCAUUGAACGAUGCAGACAUUUCCCUAAUGUACGUUAUAUUAAGAAAUUCAGUUGUCCAAAAACCUAAAAAUGGUUGGGGGAAACGUCCUGAAGAAAACGACAUAGCUUUAGCGGAUGACAUCGAGCGAAUACAUCAAUGCAGGAAUCUUAUUUGUCAUACUGAUGCGUCGGAGAUUGAAACAACAUUAUUCAACAAAACAGUUUUGGACUUGUCUGGGGCAAUUCGAAGAUUAAGCAAGGAUAAUGUCAAGUUGAUAGAAGACACCUGUGACAUUUUGAACAAAGUUUUCGCCAAAGGGAAAGACAUGGAACAAAUGAUCGAGAAAUUAAAAACAUUUAAAAAGGAACAACAUCCGUUUGAUCAACUUCUAAUCGAAGAAUACCAUGGUAAUACACAAAAGACAGAAAGAAGCAAUCAAAAUGAUGAUGUAAAAUUUCAUGACGUCUGUGAUUCAGAUAUAGUAAUCAUGGAUGACGGAACAACUGCCACCCAAGGAAAAUUAUACAGAAGUGGUGUAUGCUUUAUGAAUCGGCCGCUGACGCUCAAAGACGAAGUACACGUACAUGGAUUUUGCAAGCCAACAGAUUUAAUACGUCAUAAAAAUCAUGCAUAUACUCGAAUAGGCCUGACAAACAAAGAUCCUGACGAAAUUUAUAACUCAGAAAGUAAAAUGGAAGCCUGUGGAAGCACACUAGAGAAGGUAGAAAUUUUUCAGGAAGAAAAUACUGAGAUUUCUUUCGAAGAGUUUCAUCUUAGCAUUUAUUUACGUCGGAAUGCUACACUUUCGAUAAAACUUAAUGGAACUAGACAAUUCCACCACCGUUAUCCACAAGUAUCAACCGCUCAUCCUUUGUGGCUUGUGAUACAGCCCUACGGAAUAAAAUCAAUCAAAAUAUCAAACAUCGUAAAAUAAAAAUUUCUAGCCAUUCCUACAAAGAUGUUUCGUACGACUUUCAAAACGUUAUAUUUCCAUAUACAUUUACAUACCACUCUUUAAUUUAUCACUAAUGAAGUUUGCUUUACAAAACACACAUUUUUAAGAAAAAAGAACUGUUUUGCUGGAAGCUACUGUUAUUUGGCUUUCAAACAUCGGAGUUCUACUCGUUUUUCACUAUUUACUAUGCGAAACCGAAUGGUAUUCUGUGAUGUGUUUAUUAUUCAAAUACCUUAAUUAUGCAAAUAAACAUAUUGUGAAUAUUCACUUAUUCAACUUACUUUUUUUUUAAACAAACAGUGAUAUAUUGUUUUUUUAAAUAUCAUGUUCUGAAAUGAUUUGACAACCAUAUUAAGCUAGGGUGGGUUUACACAACCAGUAACAGGCAUAGCUAGCCUGCUGAAAAUGGAAUUUCCGUAUAUUACAGUGGUAUUAGGAUUAUCCUUCAAAGGGCUGGAUAAAACCCUGCAUCCCAUAAUUGGGGCUUCAUAUUUCGUGCGGAUAGGGCCCCGGGAGAGACCAGUCAACCCUCAAAAGGAAUUGGGUUUACACAACCAGUAACAGGCAGAGCAAGCCUCCCGACAAUUGGUAAUAUCGUAAAAUACAAUUGUAAUGUGAAUAACGUCAUCAAUGAAUUAUUUUUCAUAUAUUACAAUUGUAAUGGGAAUAGCGUCAUCAAUCAAUUAUUUUUAAUAUAUAUCUGUUUCUUUUAAAUUGUGAAUAGUGAAGAGCAAAUUGCUUUGUUUCUCGUUUUGUAGACUGUAGAUUGGACAUAUGUCUUUGUAAUAUAGAUUUAGAGAAAUCGAUUCAUAUGUAGAAACCCGUUCCUUGCCUG
Messenger RNA from Magallana angulata, 2544 nucleotides. RefSeq lists its product as uncharacterized. The record is from RefSeq and is a predicted model, not a curated record. Lineage: Eukaryota; Metazoa; Mollusca; Bivalvia; Ostreida; Ostreidae. The transcript is spliced from 6 exons. Bases 54 to 1688 code for a protein of 544 amino acids.